AUGAAAGGACACACCAGGACCAAAUGGCGCAUCAUUAAGCGCCUCUUUCUAUUCUUUACCACCCUCUCAGUUAUUCCACUCACCGUACUCUACCUAAUCACCUCCGAUCAUCUGUAUCGAUUUCGUCAGUAUACGUACGGAGCUAUCAGCGGCAAUGGCUCAGCACGCCAGCAGUUGCUACAGUUCCGUGCGCCUAUUCAUCCCCCGGACGGAGCAGUUCACCAUCUCCGGCUGGUACAGCAUCGACAGCACGCACAUGACCGGCAGAAUCAUGAGCACUACCAGCGAAACGUUAAGAAUAGCACAAUCAACAGCCAGUACCGGCUGGACAUGGACUACAUGAAGCAGCGCAUGGAGCAUCGUGUCGAGCGGAUGCAGAAAAAAUGUACCGAGUACCGAUUGAACGAGUCCAAGCACAACUACAAACCGAAGGCAUGGGAAUAUCUGAUACAGCACGAGUACCAUCUCGUGUGGUGCAACGUGUUCAAGGCGGCCUCCACAUCCUGGAUGUACAACUUUAAUCUUAUGGCCGGCUAUUCACCACAGUUCCUGCGAAAGACGAAGGACGUCCCGUUGCAGCUGGCACGGCAAAAGUAUCCCAGACCAUCGGUGGAAAAGCUGCAGGAAGCCAUCAACGAGUCGAUAUCGUUCAUUAUCGUGCGACAUCCGUUCGAAAGACUGGUCAGUGCGUACAAGGACAAGAUUCAGUAUGCGCUACCCAACUCGCACCAUCACAAGCUGGGCAACCGCAUCAUACAGAAGUACAGGAAAACGGUCAAUGGGAAGCCCUCGUCGCUGCUAAAGUAUCCGACGUUUUCCGAGUUUGUCAAUUAUCUGCUGGAUGAGAUCAAACAUCCGCACUUCGAGAUCGAUAUGCACUGGGUGCCGGUGACGCACUUCUGCACGCCCUGCUUCUUCCAUUACGAUGUGAUAGCCAAGUUCGAGACGCUCGAGGAGGACCAGAACUAUCUCAUUUCGAUCGGGCACCUGGACAGCGUCAUCAAGCCGCAGUGGAAAAACGCGGGCAAGGGUGCCCACACCAACGAUAUGCUGAUGAAGUUCUUCUCGGAGCUGGACGCCGCCCAGAUCCGGGGACUGUACGAUUACUAUCGGUUCGAUUUCGAACUGUUUGGCUACAGUGCCAAGGGGUACUUUAAGGACUAG
Messenger RNA from Anopheles marshallii, 1164 nucleotides. Its product is annotated as carbohydrate sulfotransferase 11. Gene Ontology annotation, cellular component: membrane. The record is from RefSeq and is a predicted model, not a curated record. The transcript is spliced from 5 exons. Lineage: Eukaryota; Metazoa; Arthropoda; Insecta; Diptera; Culicidae. Gene Ontology annotation, molecular function: sulfotransferase activity. Gene Ontology annotation, biological process: carbohydrate biosynthetic process. The coding region runs from base 1 to 1164 and encodes 387 amino acids.